Molecule: messenger RNA, 1521 nt
Organism: Alternaria atra
Lineage: Eukaryota; Fungi; Ascomycota; Dothideomycetes; Pleosporales; Pleosporaceae
Exons: 2
Coding region: 1-1521 (506 amino acids)
Biological process (GO): chromatin organization; negative regulation of transcription by RNA polymerase II
Cellular component (GO): pericentric heterochromatin
Molecular function (GO): chromatin binding
Source: RefSeq, a predicted model, not a curated record
AUGUCGGGCAGGGGACCUAGGGGUGGUCGCGACGUCGGACGUGGCAGGGGACGGGGUAGAGGCAAGACACAUAUACGGGAGUGGGAAUCGUACACCCCUGGCGCUGAAGUUUACGAGCAGCUGUGGCGCGUUCGCAAAGAGCCUGCCAUUGUUACCGCACGACUACCCAACGACUGCCCCAUUCCGAAUGCGCGAACACGAAUACUGUAUCGUCGGCAGACCCAGGACACUAUCAAGCGAGAGCAAUACACUGUAGAGAUAAAAUAUACCAGUGAAGCUGGGGACGGACAUGAAAGUCCUAAUCGCACAGAGGUUGAGGAUGUGGACUUGCGAUGUAUAAUGCAAUUCGUUUCUCCAGCCGAACUGGAACGAUAUGAAACGGAGCAGUUCAGACUCGAGGCAGAGGCAGAGGCCAUUGCAAUACGCACCGAGGCCGAAGAACUGGCGCGUCGGCAACUGCACAAGAAUGCUAAAGCACCAAACACUAAUAAAGGAAGUCGUAUGCUCAGUGGAUUGGGUCUUGCUGUCCGACCACCCACACGAGCCAGAGGUCGGCCAAGAGGACGUCAUGGAAGAAGUAGGGGAAGAUUGGGAGGCUUGGUGUUGAGUUCUCGGCAACUUGAAGACGACGUGCGCGAAGAGUUGGUGGACAGCGAGCCUGUUACGACUAAUCGCCAAACCGAACGCACUGGAAAGCCAAUAUUGACGUCGCCCGGUUUGAUGCGUUCAGCCUUUGUCGCUAACAGCGCCCUGCCGGUAUCGUCACUACCAAGGAGGCUCUCUACUUCUCUUCCCUGGCAGAAACAUACAGAGCUUUUAGUCCUAGAAGAUCAGGUGGACCAGGCGCUCGCUAGCCACGAUGCAAGGCCCGUGACCAAUGUUCCAGUGCACUUGCGCGACUCACUAAUACCUGCAGUCGAAGUCGAGGGUGAGAACAUCAAUACAGAUCAUCCAUGCACUAGACCACACAGGAUGGGAAGCAUAUUUUCGUCUGAACACCCCUCUGUCACACCCGCUCUCUCACCAUCUACCGACAAAUUUUCCUUAGCAGGCACCCGCGCAGUUCCGUUGCCCACACAAGCAUCUAGUCCCUCUAUUGCACCGGGCACAAAGCCGGACGACAUGUUUUCACAGACACCGCUUUUCUUUGAUCGAUCGUCGAUUGCAGCAUCCGAUUCAGAUGACACAAUACCUGCACAGCCACCGCCGCCGCAUCACGAACCCAACAAUGACGUGAACAACGACACUAUGCACAUGCACACCGCGCAACCAGACCGCCAUUCACUCGAGUACGACAAUAAUGACGACGAUGCGGAUGCAGACGGCGCAGAAGAGUACGUGGUCGAAGCCAUCGUGGAGCACUUCCAAGAGGAUGGGAAGAACUAUUAUCUUGUUAAAUGGGAUGGAUAUGAAGACAGCCAUGAUUGGCUUCCCGAAGAAGAUCUCGAGGGUGCUGCGGAUCUAGUCGCUGAAUACAACGAGCGGAUUGGAUGGAGGAAUAAAAAGGUGAGGAUGAGGUAA